This is a messenger RNA of Dictyostelium discoideum AX4, 1890 nucleotides long. RefSeq lists its product as hypothetical. The transcript is spliced from 2 exons. Gene Ontology annotation, cellular component: late endosome; cytoplasmic vesicle; early endosome. Bases 1 to 1890 code for a protein of 629 amino acids. Lineage: Eukaryota; Evosea; Eumycetozoa; Dictyosteliales; Dictyosteliaceae. The record is from RefSeq and is a predicted model, not a curated record.
AUGUCAAACGUAAAAUCAACAACACCAAGUAAAGGUAUAUUUGAUUCUUUUCUUGAAAAGCUUACACCCAAUAAAACUCCAACAAAAAGAUCAACAUUUAAUGGUAGUAGUACACCAACACCCAAUGGUAGUAAUAAUCAAAAUACACCUAUAAAAGUUGGUGGUGGUGGUGGUGGUGGUGGUAGUACACAGCAACAACAACAACAAACACCAAGUAAAGGUGGUACAUUAACAACAUCAGCAUCAACUAAUUUACUUGGUCAAUUUCAAUUAAAUAUUGAAACCAACAAUAUAAAUAGACAGAGUGAUUUCUCAACCAACUUAGAUGAUUUUGGUGGUGGUACAGCUGGUGGUAUGACCAAUGGUGGUGAUUUAGAUGAUUCAGAAAAGAUGUUAACCUAUAAAGAUUCAACAAUUAUUGUAAAUAAAGAAUUAUUAGGUGGAGAUGAUCAUUAUCUAGGUUCAAUUGAACCUCAAUUAUCUGUAUUAAAUAAACCAAUUAAAAAAGAAAUACCAAAAUUAAAUAAACAACAAUCAUUUCAUUCAAACAAGAAUAGUGGUGUUAAUGCUAAUCUCUAUAUUGAUCCAUCAACACCAAUAUCUGCAUUAACACCACAAACUUCAACAACAAUAACUUCAACUUCAACCAUCUCAACUUCAACAACAACUAAUAUAUCACAAUUACCAAUACAAACACAACAAAUUAUAAAUAAUACUAAUAAUACAAAUACUACUAAUAAUAAUAAUAAUAACAAUAUAAAUACUAAUAAUAAUAGUAGUAAUAUUAAUAAUCAACCUGUAAAUAAUAACAAACAACAACAACAACAACAACAACAACAAAUUUUAAAUAAUAAUAAUAAUAUACCAAUUCAACAACAAAUUAAUGAACAAACAUUUGGUGGAGAUAUUGAUUCAUUUUCAUUUGCAAAUUUAGAUAUACCAAUGGCAUGUAGAUUAUUUUUAGAUCAUUUAAAGAGUGAAAAUAGUGAAUUAAAAAGACAAUUGAAUAUAGUAUUAAAUGAUAAUGCCGAUCAAUGGGAACAAACUAUAAAUUUGAAAUCAAAUAUAGAAGAGUUGGAACUUUAUAAUAAUCAAUUGGAUCAAUGGUCUGAAUCAUUAAGAACUCAAUUAAUGAACUCUGCUGAACUUUUAGUUAAUCAUCAUAGAAAAAUAGAUAAUCUGUAUGAACUUUUAUCAGGUGUUGGUGAACAAAAAGAUAGUUUUCAAUCACUUUAUGAACAAUCACAAGAACAACUUUCAAAAUUGGAUGAAAAAAAUUCAAGAUUAAAUUUACAAUUAAAAGAUUAUAAAAUUUUAACAAAAGAUUUGGAUUUACAAAUUAAAGAUUUAAAUAAAGAAAUUAGAGAUCAAAAAGAUUUUUCAAUUGUAACAAUUAUUUGGAGAAUUAAAAAUGGUAUUGAACCAAGUGGUAUAGAGAGAAAGAAAUCAAUUCAAGAAAAGAAUCAAUUAUUAGAUGAAGCAGUUAGAGUUUAUCAAUUAGAUUAUAAUGAAUUGGUUUUAUUAAGAGUUAUAACAUUUUUAAAGAAUACUUUAUCUUGGAAAGUUUUCAUUCAAAUUUUAAAAAAUAAUUAUGAUUCAUUAGAUUACUAUAUAAAAUAUUGUAAACAAACUAAAAAAUUCAAUGAAUUGAAAUUGAUAUAUCGUGAAACUCAUAAUCAUUUAGAAGAAGGUUUAUUAAUGCUAAAAGAAGCAUUAGAUGAAAAAGAUACAAAUUUACAAUUAUAUUCACUAUAUUCCUGUGUUUCAUUCUUUGAAUUAUAUGAACAUUUAUAUUUUUAUAAAGCAACUGUAUUAAAACAUAUUGAUUCUAUUAAAAAUGGUAUUAAUUUAAAUUGGGAUAAUUUAGAUUUUAAAACUUUUAAAAAUUAA